Anopheles nili is the source of this 3156-nucleotide messenger RNA. It is a transcript of the gene pad, whose product is annotated as transcription factor Sp4. Gene Ontology annotation, cellular component: nucleus. NCBI's taxonomy places the organism in Eukaryota, Metazoa, Arthropoda, Insecta, Diptera, Culicidae. Bases 1 to 3156 code for a protein of 1051 amino acids. The transcript is spliced from 6 exons. The record is from RefSeq and is a predicted model, not a curated record. Gene Ontology annotation, molecular function: zinc ion binding.
AUGAUGGCCUACAAAAGCGUGCAUAUUUCCGAGCUGUGCCGGCUGUGCGCUUGCAGCAAGAGUCCGCUGGUCGGCAUUUAUUCGGAGGAAGGCCGCAAAAAGCGAAUCAACGCCAAGAUAACGGAUUCGUUGCACAUUACAGUACACGAGACCGACCGUCUGCCAAAGUCCGUGUGCACGGAAUGCCUGAAGCAGUUGGAGAUGCACGACAAGUUCCGCGAAACAGCAGUGGAAGCGCAAGGCAUGCUGGAGAGCUGUCUCAAACCCGCCAGCAUGGAGAAGAGCGGUAUGGUGUAUAUUCGGCAAGCGAGCGAUCAGCCGGCUCAGGCGGCCACAGGACGAACGCAGACUGCACCAUCCGGCACUACAACUAGAGUUGUCCAAACGAAACAGACCACAACACAGCAGGGCCAACAACAGCAGCAGCAGCGGCAACAACAAAAACCGCCCCAACGGUCACAGCUACCGGUCAGUACCGCAUCGAUGGUGAUAACCAGCAGUCCAAAGAAUAUCGUUCACACGGUGAACGGGACGACGAAUAGCACGGGCACGAUGUCCCUGACGGCCGUACCAACCACAAUACGGACGUCGAACGGGGAUCAGCUUAGUACGAUCAUUCAGGCGGUUGGCAUCAAACCUGAAAACGAUUCGAACCGCACGAUCGUAGUAGGGCAGCCACAGCAGCAGCAGCAGCAGCAAACGCAACACGCUGCCAACCAAUCACAGAUAUUGACGAUCCAAAAUUUGCAGUCAGCGACGCAGCCGUUCGCGAAAACGUUCGAUGGGCAGAUGACGAUAAGGGCGAACAACACGCUGUACAAGCUGGAGAACGGAACGCUCAUACCGAUCACGUCGAAGGCCCCCGAGGUGCAAACGCAGACGACGUUAACACAGGUAGACGAGUUUUUAAAACCCAAAGUGAGCCCGACGAAGCUGCUAAAACGCGCACAGCCUCAAAGCUUGACGGUCGAGCCCGUUCCGGUAAAGAAAAAGCGAAUCAUUCAAAUCGUAAAAAAUCCGCCAGUAACCCAAACGUCAGUACCAAAGACCACCACGACUGUUGGUAACAUCACGAUAGAGAGUCCCUCUGUUGGGACACUUCCUGUGGCAACACCCGCUUCGUCCGGUACGAUCGUGUGCACGACGGGUCCCGGGACUAUUUACACGACCACCCCGAUCAGUGUGCCACAGAAGACAUUCGUGCGACCGAAUGAGGUAAAGGUCGUGUCCGCCGGAAACAAAUGCCUGCUGCCGAUUGUAGUGAAAAGCGAAAAUGCAUCGGUGGAAACCACCGGGACUAGUACCGUCCCUAGCGUGACGAUGUCGACACCCGCCAUUACCGGCAACGUGCCUCAGAAUUCGGUGCAAGUUUUGCACGUCAAGGUCGGACCGGAUGGUGUGAUGCGGUUCGCACCGGUGCAGCAUCCUCCGCUUGCGAUGCAACAAUCGACGAUGCCACAGUACAGCAUGGGCACGGUCACUACCAACGGCCAGCAGGUUGCCUCUCUGCCGCCUAUGGCCAUUUUGGGACAAACGCAACCGAUGGUACAAGGCCAGAUAAGUGCCGGUAACUACGUCACGCUAGUCGGGAAAACAUCAUCCCAAACGCAAACCGUUGGUGAUGCUAAUGGGCAACAGAUGGGUGUCCUGAUAGCGACAUCACAGGCUGCUCAAUCAUCGCAGCAACCUGUUCCACAGCAGCAACAGCAACAACACCAGCCACAGCAGCAGAUACAAAUACAUCAAACACAAAUCGUAAAAAAAUCACAGCCUACUCCACCAUUGCCAACAGUGCAACAGCGCACCGUAACGGUCUCUGGGGCUGGACCGGUGCAAAAAACCAACCCACGAAGCAUUCCAACGGUUCGCAAAGCUGCUCCAACGCAGCCGACGAAUACGCUACCUAAGCUUGUACACGUUACCACUGGUUCGAAAACGACCACCGUCGCAAAUAGGCCUGUGAGUAAUUUGAAGAGCACCAGUACUACGGCCAGUACUGUCGUUCGGCCUUCCGUGACCGCUGGUCGUACUGGACAACAGACAACGACCGUGACGGCGACUGUUAGCAAUGGUUCCGCGCACAAUAGUUCCGCAGAAUCGGCAGAUUUCGACGAAAGUGGACCAGAGAGCGGUGAAUCGGACCCCAGCCGAAGCGUACAAUCAAUGAUGGCUUCCCAGCAGAUGAGUGCGAUUUCGGCCAUGUCCUGUAAGCAGGAACCGAUGGGGUCGGAUCAGCUGGCAAGCGGAGGUACUGGCGGCGAAAACGCGGGCACGGGUGUUCGAAGAGAUCCAGCCAGUGUCAGCUUCACAACAUGUGCCGUCUGUCAGAAGCAGUUCGGGCGGAAGGAACAUCUGGUGCAGCAUUUGAAAUCACACCUCGGGUUGCGGCCUUUCAAGUGCGAGGAUCCCACAUGCAAUAAAAGCUUCAACCGGAAGGAGCAUCUGUUGCGGCACCGGGUUUCACAUACCGGACAGAAACGGUUCCGCUGUGACAAGUGCGAUAAGCUGUUCUCGCGCAAAGACAAUCUCAACAAGCACAGAAAAACGCAUCAAGAACAGCCUGGAGCAACGCAGUCAAUGAAGCAUAAAUUGACGCAUGACAGCAGCGGAGAGGAUCAGGCAGCGCCAAAGCCACCAUUGAAAAAGGAAUUGGUCGUUAAAGCGGAAACAAAACCAGCUGUAAACAGCGGUAUCACCUAUGUGGAAUCGCCGGUUAUAUCGAAAUCAUCCACACAACCACCACCCCUUGCUCAGACGCCUGUUUCGAGUGUGGUGACAUCUGACCCGGCGACAUCGGUGGUGCAGUCCUUGCCGCUUACCAUCACACACGUUCCGACUAGCAGUGCUACCAUCCAGCUGCCGACUAUCUGCGCCAACCAACAGCAGGUGCAUCAGCUGAUCCAGCAGCAACAACCCCAGAAUGGUACGACGCAGCAGCAAAUUAUCGCCAUCCCGGCGCACAUUUCGACUGCCAACGGUAAACAGAUCAUUCAGCAUCUGCAAAUAACGCUACCGCACCACGUCACUGGUCAGACGGUAUCGACGUCCACGUCGUCGGCGGCCACCUCCGGUAGUGUGCAAAAUUCCGUAUUUGCCAUGCCGCCGAACUUUAUCUUCGACACUUCGCAGCUCAUGACGACCAACCGUCAGACGUAA